UUCAAAACUAAUAUGUUUGGAAGUUCGCCCAGCUAGAUCAACUUAAUUUUCAGUUUUUCAUUACUUUCAUUUCCAAAGAGUAUUUUCAUUUAUAGACUCGACCAUGAGCUCAUUGAAAGGCAAAGUGGCCCUCAUAACGGGGUCAACGUCUGGCAUUGGAGCUGAAACAGCGAGGCACUUCGCCUCCUUAGGGUGCUAUGUCUCCCUGACCGGACGCAGAGAGAAGAAUCUUGAGCAAGUAUCUGAGGAAUGCCAACAGAAAGGACUACCUAAAGACAAGAUUCUACUUACUGUGGCAGACCUGUGGAAAGAGGAGGAUGUGAAGAGAAUUGCUGACCGAACCUUGGAGCGCUUUGGACAGAUAGAUGUACUGGUGAACAAUGCUGGCAAGGCAUACCCUGCUGGAAUAGAAAACUGUACCUUGGAGCAGUUUGACAAGACGUUUGACUUGAAUGUCCGUGCACCACUGCAGCUCACGCAUCUGUUGAGACCCCACCUCAUUAAAACAAAGGGUGCUAUUGUGAAUGUUUCCAGUGUGAACGGUGUGAUGCCUUUUCCUUGGAUAUUAACCUACUGCAUGUCUAAGAGUGCUAUAGACUCGCUGACAUUGAACAGCGCACAUGAUUUGGCCCCACACGGAGUUCGUGUCAAUUCUGUAAACCCUGGAGUAAUCUUGACUGAGAUACUCUUACCAGCUGGAGUGAAGACUAACAAACGAUAUGAAGCGUUUCUGGAGAAAUGCAAGCACACCCAUGCCAUGGGCCGAGUAGGCACCGUGGACGAGGUGGCCAAGGUGAUAGCAUUCCUAGCAUCCGACGACUCGUCGUUUGUCACCGGAGAACUCAUCACUGUCGAUGGUGGAAGCCAUCUCCUCACGACCGCGACUGAGUAACAGGGCCUGUGAGUGGACCCUCAAAAAAGAGAGCUGAGAAACACCACAUGAUGUAAGAAUGGUUGUGUAGCAUCAAGUGAGCGCGUGUCACGCACUUACACUAAGCUGUUUAAAUACGGGCACCCCCAUUAAUCCAGUAUCUCGGCUUAUACUCUCACAUAAUUGAAGUUUUCUUUAAAGACAGUGGACACUAUUGGUAAAUGUCAUACACCAGUCUUCUCACUUGGUGUAUCU
Molecule: messenger RNA, 1126 nt
Organism: Asterias rubens (European starfish)
Lineage: Eukaryota; Metazoa; Echinodermata; Asteroidea; Forcipulatida; Asteriidae
Product: 3-oxoacyl-[acyl-carrier-protein] reductase FabG-like
Exons: 9
Coding region: 104-892 (262 amino acids)
Source: RefSeq, a predicted model, not a curated record